AAAGACAUGCGAGGAUGUCCAGGGUAAACUGUGGAUGACUACAUAACCUAUUGUUAGACAUUCAUUUUUUAAAUGAAAUUAUUUAUUAGGGUUAAAUUAUUUAAUUUUACAGAUAACCUUUAAAGAAUACGUAAACAUAUUUUUUGAUAACAUAGUGGGGACAUUAUGCAAACGAAAAUAUUUUACUUUUUCGUUUAGUAGUUUUUUGAGUUUUGUGGCAAAAAAAUGCUUUGCAGAAACAUAGUCAAUACGUGUUCCAAACAAAAGCUUUGUAAAAUUCAGUUACUUCAUACUAGUGCUAGUGUAUUUAAAGAAACUGAAAAUCCUAUACUACGAACGUUUCGUAUCUUAGGAACUUUGAAGAGAAAAAGACCUAAAGAAUCCUCACCUAAAUUUUCAAUUUUACCUCAGGAUCUAUGUCCUACUGACGUGGAUAUCGCUAUUAUUGGCGGCGGAGCUAUAGGCAGUUCUAUAGCGUAUUGGUUAAAAGAGAAAACUAAUGAAACUGCGCUUAAUAUAGUUGUCAUAGAGAAAGAUCCAACUUUUUGUAAAUCUUCAACAGCACUUUCUGUUGGCGGCUUGCGACAGCAGUUUUCAUUGCCUGAAAAUAUUCAAAUGUCCCUAUAUGGUGCGGAAUUUAUUAGAACCCUUAAGAAAAGAUUUGGGCCAAAUGCUGAAGUUAAUUUUACUCCUCAUGGUUAUCUGGUUCUGGCCAGUGAAAAUGGUGCAGAGCAGUUAGUGAACAAUAGUAAAUUACAAAACGAGCUUGGUGCAAUGAACAUUUUAUUGAAUAGAGACAUGAUCAAAGAGCGAUUUCCUUGGAUGAAUGUGACAGAUGUAGAACUAGGAUGUUUAGGGGUGGAAAAGGAAGGAUGGUUUGAUCCCUGGUCAAUGCUCCACUUGCUUAAAAAUGGAGCAGUCAAUUUGGGUACCCAGUAUAUUCAUGGUGAAGCUGUAGACUUUGUUCAUGAGGAAAGGCGGGAUAUAGUAAUAGAAGGGGUAAACGAGGCUGUACACAGGUCUCCAGUUGAAGUGGUUGUGAAGUUUCCUGAUGGUACACAAAAGAGUAUCAGGUACGCACUUUGUGUUAUUGCUGCUGGUGCAGAGUCAGGUCAGAUAGCAGAAUUACUCAGGAUAGGAAAAGGAAAUGGACUCCUAACAUAUCCGUUACCAGUAGAAAGAAGAAAAAGAUUUGUUUAUUCGUUUAAUUGCCAAAGCAAUCCUCCAGGUAUUAACACUCCCAUGACAAUUGACCACACUGGAGCAUACUUUCGGCGGGACGGUUUGGGGCCUUGUUUUAUAGGUGGCAUGUCCCCAGAGCCUCACGAAGAACCAGAAACUAACAAUUUAGAUGUAAAUUAUGAGUACUUUAAUGAAAAGGUGUGGCCUAUUCUGGCUAAUCGUGUGCCUGCGUUUAAUGCAGUUAAAGUUACCAGUGCUUGGAGCGGUUUUUAUGAGUACAAUACUUUUGAUGAGAAUGGUAUUAUAGGACCUCAUCCAUAUUUUACCAAUAUUUAUAUAGCGACAGGAUUUAGUGGUCAUGGAAUUCAACAAGCACCGGCUGCAGGCCGCGCUAUUGCGGAACUGAUCCUAGACGGCGGUUUUCAAACGAUAGAUCUUACAAGAUUAGGGUUUGACAGAUUAGUGCUCAAUAAACCCCUUUUAGAAAUAGGUAUAAUCUAG
This is a messenger RNA of Cylas formicarius (sweet potato weevil), 1683 nucleotides long. RefSeq names its product FAD-dependent oxidoreductase domain-containing protein 1-like. NCBI's taxonomy places the organism in Eukaryota, Metazoa, Arthropoda, Insecta, Coleoptera, Brentidae. The transcript has a single exon. The record is from RefSeq and is a predicted model, not a curated record. Gene Ontology annotation, molecular function: oxidoreductase activity. The coding region runs from base 226 to 1683 and encodes 485 amino acids. Gene Ontology annotation, cellular component: cytoplasm.